AUGAGAAUGUUCGAGAUUGUAACAUUUAAUGUUAGUUUCGGUGGAUAUUGGGUGAAGAAAAGAAGCGGUGAUGUUGGCUAUAUUGGUAGAGAUGUGAAAACAAUUGAAUGCAAACCAGAGGAGUUGUUCAUAUCUUUAUUAGAUGAGUUUGGGGAGGGAUUAUAUGUCCAGAGGUUGUGGUACACGCUUCCUUUUGAGAAUCACAAGGAUAGAAAGAAACUGAGCUAUGUUAGAGAUGAUGAUUUCAGAAUGAUGUGUAAAGCGGGUGAGUGGAAAGGAGUUGUUAAUUUGUUCCUAGUGAACUCAGUAGAUCAUCCCGACGAAGAGCAGGUUCAGGAACUCCGCGAAGAAGAGAUCCGAGUAGAAAGAAAUGUUGAUGGAUUUGUUGAUGAAGAUGAAGAUUUUGACUAUCAUAACACACCUCCCAAUUCUGAUGGUGAGGAAGAGGAGGAUAUGCUGAGGUUCAAACCAAGGAGUGGUCACCUAGAGCUAAGGCAAGUGUUUGACACAAUUGAAGAUUUCAAAGAUGCAUUAGUUGAGUAUGCUUUGAAGGGAGGGUGGAACAUUAAGCGGAAUAAAUGGGGGAAAAUUAAAUGUGGGGCUGUGUGUGGGUCUAAAGACCAGUGCUCAUGGAGAAUCUAUUGCUCUUAUGAAGAGAGAUAUGGGAAGUGGAUGGUGAAGACAUAUGAAGAUAAGCACAAAUGCCAAAAGGACGGGUAUUGUAAGAUCCUAAAGUCGGGUGUGAUUUUGAAGCUCUUCAUGGAGGAGAUUAGGAAUGAUGUUGAGUUGAAGCCUAAGUAUAUGCAAGAGCAGAUUGAGCAAAGGUUCAACUUGAUAACCACGAUUGACAAGUGUGAGAAGGCGAAGAAUAAGGCUAUAACCAUCAUCAACCGUGAGCAAGAAGAGCAGUUUAGUAGGCUAAGAGACUAUCGACUUGCGAUUCUAGAUACCAAUCCAGGAUCAACUGUGGAACUAGACAUGGUCUUAGAUGAUGAUGGAGCUGAAGUGUUUCACAGAUUCAAUGUGUGCUUUGCAACCAUCCGAUCCUUGUGGAGUAUUUGGUGUCGGCCCAUCUUUGGAUUAGAUGGUUGCUUCCUCAAAUGCACAUUAAAAGGUCAGCUCUUGGCAGCUGUAGGAAGAGAUGCAAAUAACGGAAUGUACCCAAUUGCUUGGGCCGUUGUUGAUGUAGAGAAUGAGGAUAAUUGGACAUGGUUUCUACAGAAACUGCAGAGUGAUUUUAACCUACAAAAGGGCUUAGUAAAGGCUGUCGAGAUGAUUUUACCAGACGUUGAACACAGGAUGUGUGCUCGCCACAUAUAUGGUAAUCUGAAGGAACUCUUUCCUCGCCAAGCUGAGAUGAAGGAUUUGUUUUGGAGAGUUGCUGAGAGCACCACAGUCCGUGAGUAUGAAGCUAGUCUUGAGGCGGUUAAGAGGUAUGAUAUACGUGUGUUUGAAGCCAUGAUGGAGAAAAAUCCUAAGAAUUGCAGUCUCGCUUUCUGUUCUCUAAUGUCUUCUUGUUUGGACGUACACAACAACAUCUCAGAGUCAUUCAACAACGCCAUUGAUCCUGCGAGAUACAUGCCGAUGGUUGAGAUGCUUGAAACUAUUAGAAGAGCAACUAUGGUUCGUAUCGAUCUGAGAAAGAGGAUUGCAGCUGAGAGUGCUAGUAGGUUCCCUUCUAGAAUCACAAAGCUCAUAGAUGCUGAGCAGAGAAAGCUGAAAUUCUGCAAGAUAAUCCCCAGAGAAAGCUGA
This is a messenger RNA of Brassica napus (rape), 1752 nucleotides long. RefSeq lists its product as uncharacterized. The record is from RefSeq and is a predicted model, not a curated record. NCBI's taxonomy places the organism in Eukaryota, Viridiplantae, Streptophyta, Magnoliopsida, Brassicales, Brassicaceae. The transcript has 4 exons. The coding region runs from base 1 to 1752 and encodes 583 amino acids.